AUGUUCUACUUCCACUGUCCCCCCCAACUUGACGGAGAGUGCUGUCGCACCAAUACAUUGAACUCCAGCGGCUUCGCCAACCACGCCCCAGCUGAUUUUGAUGAUGGGUUCCUCCGCAGAAAACAACGCAGAAACAGAACAACUUUCACACUGCAACAGUUGGAGGCUCUGGAGGCUGUGUUCUCCCAGACGCACUACCCUGACGUGUUCACCCGCGAGGAGCUGGCCAUGAAGAUCAACCUGACCGAGGCGCGUGUGCAGGUCUGGUUCCAGAACCGAAGGGCCAAGUGGAGGAAGACGGAGAGGGGCAGCGCGGAGCCCGACGGGGGCAAGGAGCAGAUGAGGGAGGGGACCCCCCCGUCACGCGGCCUCAACUCCCAGUCCCCCGUGGACCCGGGGCGCAAGCAGAAAGAACCCCUCGAAAUGCAGCAGAGCAUCAACCGCACAGUGGCUCCCGGGGGCCCCUUCUUCCCCUCCUGCCUGCCGGGAACCCUCCUCAACUCUGCCACCUAUGCCCAGGCCUUGUCUCAGGUCGCCACUCUCAAAGGAAGUGGCCUGUGCUCCUGCUGCGUUCCCGACCCGAUGGGCCUGUCCUUCCUGCCGCCCUACGGUUGCCAGGGGAACCGCACGGCGAGCGUGGCCGCUCUGCGCAUGAAGGCGCGCGAGCACUCCGAGGCCGUGAUGCAGUCGGCCAACCUGCUGGGGGCCAUGUCCGCCGGGCCUGGGGCCGGAGUAGGAGCCCUGUCCGGGCUCGGGCUGUCCUCCGGCGGGGUGGCCAGGCCCGCCGUCGGGCCUCCCGUCGGGCCUCCCGUCGGGCCUCCCGUCGACGUCUCCUCCGGGGCCCUGGGCAGAGGUGGAGGAGGGGACUCUGGCCCCAGCCCCGGCCUGGGGAACAAGAGCUCCAUGCAGGGCAACAGUCCUGACAAACACCCUCACUGUCCCAAGGACCCGCUGGAGAAGAAGUGA
Gadus chalcogrammus (walleye pollock) is the source of this 966-nucleotide messenger RNA. It is a transcript of the gene drgx, whose product is annotated as dorsal root ganglia homeobox. Gene Ontology annotation, biological process: regulation of transcription by RNA polymerase II. Gene Ontology annotation, molecular function: RNA polymerase II transcription regulatory region sequence-specific DNA binding; DNA-binding transcription factor activity, RNA polymerase II-specific. Lineage: Eukaryota; Metazoa; Chordata; Actinopteri; Gadiformes; Gadidae. Bases 1 to 966 code for a protein of 321 amino acids. The record is from RefSeq and is a predicted model, not a curated record. The transcript has 6 exons.